This is a messenger RNA of Panthera uncia (snow leopard), 603 nucleotides long. Its product is annotated as translationally-controlled tumor protein-like. Lineage: Eukaryota; Metazoa; Chordata; Mammalia; Carnivora; Felidae. Gene Ontology annotation, cellular component: cytoplasm. Bases 16 to 456 code for a protein of 146 amino acids. The record is from RefSeq and is a predicted model, not a curated record. The transcript has a single exon. Gene Ontology annotation, molecular function: calcium ion binding.
GAUCAUGGACAGGCUAUGCCUGGAAGUGAAGGGAUCAGUAGGACAGAGGGUAACACUGAUGACUGGUUCAUUGGUGGAAAUGCCUCUGAUGAAGGCCCCAAAGGUGAAGGUACCAAAAGGACAUUAACCACUGGUGUUGAUGUUGUCAUGAACCAUCACUUGCAGGAAACCAGAUUCACAAAAGAAGCAUAUAAGAAGUACAUAAAAGAUUACAUAAAGUCAAUCAACGGCAAACUUGAAGAACAGAGGCCAGAAAGACUAACAACUUUUAUGAGAGGGACUGCAAAACAAAUCAAGCACACCCUUGCUAAUUUCAAAAACUACCAGUUCUUUAUUGGUGAAAACAUGAAUCUAGAUGGCAUGGUUGCUCUGUUGGACUAUUGUGAGAAUAGUGUGACCUCAUACCUGAUUUUUUUAAAUGAUGGUUUAGAAAUGGAAAAAUGUUGGGGCACCUGAGUGGCUCAGUUGGUUGAGCGUCCGACUUCAGCUCAGGUCAUGAUCUUCUGGUCUGUGAGUUCGAGCCCCACAUCAGGCUCUGUGCUGACAGCUCAGAGCCUGGAGUCUGCUUUGGAUUCUGUGUCUCCCGCUCUCUGCUCCUGCCCU